Schistosoma haematobium is the source of this 5964-nucleotide messenger RNA. RefSeq lists its product as uncharacterized. The transcript is spliced from 5 exons. Lineage: Eukaryota; Metazoa; Platyhelminthes; Trematoda; Strigeidida; Schistosomatidae. The coding region runs from base 50 to 520 and encodes 156 amino acids. Gene Ontology annotation, biological process: positive regulation of endothelial cell proliferation; positive regulation of angiogenesis. The record is from RefSeq and is a predicted model, not a curated record.
GUUUUUUUAAUGAGUACACCUGAAUGAUCACAUUUAUGAAUUAUUUGACAUGUUGACACUUAUAAUUCUCUCUGCCGUCUGUUUGGAUAGCACUUUUGGAGACGGCUCGUCUAUAAAAAAGGAAUUUUCUGUCCAACCAGGUGGUAAAAAGUACUCAUCGACAAUUGAAAGGGAUGGAAUAAAAUGUACUUUCACUUAUGAAUGUCAAGGUGGAACGAACGAGAAAUGGCAUAUGAUUCUUUCGAAGAUUCGAGAUGAUAACGGCUACGGUUGUGUUGUGGAACGUUCUGGUAGCCAAACAAGUUACAUAUUCUUUCAAAGCUUCAAGUUAGAUGUAACGCCGCCUGUUGAAGCUUUGACUGCUUCUGCAUUUGGUAACGGUAAUCAACCACUGGCAGCUGAGGAAUACUAUUUUAACAAAAAUGAAUGUUUUGUAUCACACGUCGGUGGAAAAUUUAGGGCUGCAUUAACUCGUCUUUCCCUGGAGUUUGUUUCCACACUUAUGAAGCCAGAACUCUAGCGUGAUUCGUUUACGGUAUAUAUAUUUCUACUAUUUUUUGUGCCUUUUUGGACUUAUAACUGUCUAUAUUACCACGGUCUUAUUCCAGACUAUGUAAAAAAUUUUAUUUGUGAUUUUAUAGUGUGAAUUUAUCAUAACAAUAAAAGGUUUUUUGUUUCGAAAUACUCUCAAAGUUCUCAUAAGGGAAUCCAAAAUUAUUGAUACAUAGAAAUCUCUCAUAGUAAGCUUUAUCCAGGCAUAUUCUUAGAAACGGACUGACAAAAGAUUGAAUUUAAUCAAGAUCCUAACCAGUUUGUGAAAGCCAAUACUAUUUGAAUGUGACUGAAACGAACUGAUUUCACUUGACCGUUCAGAAUGCACAAAAUAAAUAUUGGUUUAUUUUAGGGUCAAAUAUAAGUGACAUAGUUACUCAGAGAUUAUGUUGAGUGGUCGAGUAUUUUACAUUGAAGACUUUAGUAAAGAUAGCCUCAGUGGAUCAAGGUGAAUUUAUCAAUCUGGAAAUACGGUGGUAGUUUGUUUUAUUUCUAAGUAGGGUAUUAAAUGACGACUAAACCAAUUCAGCUUAAUGUGCUGCUGUUUAAGAUUAUUUUUAUUAUGAAUAGCUAGUUUGGUUUGGCUCGAGAAUAUUAACACUUACCAGCCAAAAUGACUUGGAAAUGCGUUACUGACGCGUAACCACUGUGUAACGUUAUGUGCAAUAACGGUUGAUGCAGAGAUAUGUCGGAAAAAAAGCUGUGGGUGGACAAUUUUAAAUAUGAUAACAGUCUAUGAGGCCAUUAACUGUUUGUCAGUUCCGAUUGCGGAUGCUUUCUAUCUCGUGCAUCAUGUUGAUAUCUCAUUAUGGUAUGGUGAGAUUGGGUUCCUUAGAUCUGCAGUAUCUCGUGCCUAAUCCCAUAGGGAUAAAGCUAACCUGAUAAAUUAUUAAUAAAAUCAGUUCUACUUCAGUCAUUCGUUCGCGAUUUCGAAUUUCGUUUCACUUCAUUUAGGUCACACAAAAUAGCCAUGUAACAUUGACCCGUUUAACGAAGGCUCUGACGAAAUACAUGAACGUAGGCAUAUUUGAGAUGUACUUCUCUCUAAAUGCAGGGUGAUUCUUCAUGACUGAUCUGGGCUUAAAUCCGUGAUGCGGAUGAAGUAGUUCAACCCCGUGUGGCGUGAGGCCGGACUGACCACUAUCUCCAUUUUUGUUCAACUUCAUCAUAUACCUACUGAUGGAAAUAACAUUCUCGUCGACUGAAUUUUCAGUAAUUGAUCUCUUUCCACGAGGUCCACUUGUCGACUCAGAAUACGCGGAUGGCAUAGUGCUGUUUGGUGAAAACGCUGAUAAAAUGCAGAGUCUUUCGGUAGCACUGAGUAACAAUGCCAGGAUGUUUGGGAUGUGUUUCUCCCCUUCUAAAUGCAAGUUGUUGCUUCAGGACCGGCCUGUGUCAACACCUGGACUAUAGAUAGGAAGUGAAGUAGUCAAACGUGUCGACAACUUCACUUAUCUUGGAAGUUUUUUCAACCCUAAUAGGUUGGUGUCUGACGAAAUCUCAGCACGGAUCCGAAAAGCUCGUUUGGCUUUUGCCGACGUACGUCACCUAUGGCGAAGGUGAGAUAUCCGUCUGUCAAUUAAGAGACAAGUAUACUGCGCAGCAGUUCGUUCUGUCCUACUUUACGGCUGUAAAACGUGGCCAUGGAGAGUAGAAGAUACUCGUAAGCUACUAGCAUUUGAUCACAGAUGCCUUAGAAAUAUUGCUUGUAUCUGCUGGGUUCACCGAGUAAGUGAUGGUGAGGUUAGAUGCUGGAUAUUAGAGAAUGAUGGUAAAUCAUUCGAUAAGGUUGUAAAUUUUCAUCGACUGAGAUGGUUGGGUCCCGACCGUUGUUGCUACCUUGACGUGGUGGUCGGGCUUGCCUAUCGCGAUGAAGCAACCGAGCUAUACUGGCUGGAACAACCGUUCCUCAAGGUCCUACCAUGUCAGACAGGUCGGUUGAAGAGCGGUAAGACUAAAAGCAACAAACCCAAGGUCCGAAGGCGAAGUCGUACUGCCGACUGUACAGAGGUGUGACAGCAGUAAGGUGUUUCCUUCAGACAACCAGCAUGACAGCGAUGCUGCCUUCCCACAAGGAGGGGUGGGGUUAGAAAAGGUCGACCCUAAAAAUGCACACCUCGCCUUAUCCCACGGAUAUCCGUCUCCGGCGGUAAGGUCUCAAUAAGUACGGAGCUAACACAAAAAUUACCCAUAACAAGGUCGUGUGUGACCGACCUCAAGCAGUUGUCCCUUGGGCACUGCGGUCACGCUCUCAGGUCACUAAGACCACCUUUAAUCCCAAUUCCUUUUCAGGUACCUCCAGAAGAACCCUUCCACGGUGUGGGCAACCGUGAAGUGAAAACCGCCCUCAUACCUCUAACAGCACUCAAGACCACUGUAUUCAUAAUCAACCUUCCUCUUCAAUUCCUAUUAUUCCUCCUACAUCGACUUUCAACUUUAAAUUUCCUCUCUCGGCUUCCACCUCAAGUGUCACCAUAGCCAACGAUGGUUGGGUCACGUGUCACGUAUGCCUAAACACCGAUUACCACGACUUGUAGUGCUGGAUAAUGUUGGAGACGGUUGGAAGAAAGUUGGGGCGGCCAAACCAAAAACGUGACAUCAGUCCUUGAAGUCACUAUUUUCUAGUCUUAGCCAUGUUGGUAUAUGCAGACUACUAGGUUGUGUUCCGCGUGACUAUCAUAACCAAUGAUUGGAGAUUGUGUGACAUGGCUCAGAAUCGACCACAAUGGUGUAGGUGCUUACACACAUUGUCUUUCAUUAGACUGGGAUAUUAAAAUUGCUUUGUACCUUUCUUUAUACGAACUAAUUCUUUCUUCUUGUAUUAUAUCCUUAUACACAGUCUUUCUUUCAUGUGUUAAUACCACUCAAGUGACUGCUUCUAUGAAUUUGGUGUUCAUCUUGUUGUGCUAAUGAUGUUGGCAACUUUGACCGAUGCAUAUAUGUGCCUGGUCGUACGUUGCAGAUCACUAACAUCGUCCCAGGUGGGUUAGUGACGUCUUGGUGCGUACUCGGCGAUUCGAUUGGCUUUGUUCACUUGAAUCUUCUAGAACGUAGACAGGAAAACUGUUUGAUAAUUAAAGAACGAGUAUAGGGUGCAGCGUUUCUCCCUGUUUUUAAUUAUGGAUUUGAAGUAUGGAAUUUACAAGUAAGAGAUAUUGUUGAAUCACUGGUGUUUGGUCAUUGGCCGUUUCAAAGCAUUCUAGGACCACCGAGUCAGCGAUACUGGGGUUCGACUCCAGGCAUUAUGUAUAUAUGGCAAGUCAUUUGUGAACCUUCAUCAACUGAGGUAAUUAGGACAUGUGUUACGUUUACCAACCAGCGUGCUCAUAUAGUAAGGAUCAGUCUUUUACUUUAUGACUGGAACAUGGUCUAUACAAAUAGAAGACAUGCAUAGGCUGCAAGAUUUUGAUCAUGGCUGUCUUUGGAGCAUUGCUCUAGUUUCGUGGACCGGACGAGUGAGCAGUGCUGAAGUUAGGCAUAGGUGGCAGAUCAACUGAUGAGGUAAUUAAUUUUGAUCGACUGAGAUGGUUUGUAUGCCUAACUAUUGCCUACCACGACGAACAAUAUUUGCUAAUUCAGAAGUAGCAAGGAGGAAAGUUGCAGGCGACCAAACCAAAACGUGGCAUAAGUUCAUGAAUUGAUUAACUGUUGAUCCGUGUCAUGUUAGUAGACGUAGACUACCUGAUCGGGGUUCGCGCAACUAAUAACGAAUAUUUAAGAACUUUGGGUAAUAUGUACGCCUAAUAAUUUCUGAUAUUACUGAUACUCCUGUUUUAUCCCGACGAAAAUAAUGAAUAGUUACUGUUGGAAUCUAUUUAUGGUAUAAUACUAUACAUAUAUUCUUAUUGUGAAAUCGUUAAGUAAUUACAUUGUACAUAUUCAUGUUCCUCUUAUUAUGAGCUUUAUUUUGACCUAUAGACUGUUAUUAUACGAUUUACUAUCCCUAAACUAUGUCCUGUUCAUUGGUUACAGUCACUAUUUUACUUGAUCUUGUAUAAAUGUUAUUUCCUAUUUUAUGAUAUGACGUUGUCCGUCUGGCUUCUAUAUAAACCAGGUAUGUUUGAAAUAAAUAAUGCACAUUGUUAAAGCUGGUUUUUGUUUUCUGGACUCAACUGACAAGGCUAGGAGGAAAAAGGACCCUAGGCUAUUCAUAGCGGUGGAUAUGUCAUUGUUUUGGCACAGUGCUAAGAUUGUAUAAGUCGUAUUCCAAUUGGCGAAUAAGUCACGUGAUAUUUAACUGGCUAAAAAUACAACAACUAUUACUUAUGCUACUUUGGCAUCUCGCUGUGCUGGUGGUUUGACAACGUGCACUAAUGCAUGGAUGUUCCAGGUUUUACGUUACACAUGACUUCGUUCAGUUACGUAGUACUCGUGGCUCCCACAUAAGAAGUAUGGGUCAGAGAUAUGUACUUGGAUUCCGAGAUUAUUCACUGACUUAUUAAUAAAACCAAGUUUGCCUGCUUGGAGUUACUUUGUCCGGGAGUUUCGUUUAGAAGUGGCCACUUAGUUAUACAUAUCUUAACAGUGUCAGUUUGUUCUGUACUCGAACUUAUGGCAUAGAAAAAUGGGUUAGCGAAAAUAUUUUGGCAUUGAGAUUUCCACCAAAAUGAUCACCAUCUACAAAAUCAACCAUGGGGACCAGCAGACGGAUAUUCUUACUGUACACAGAGAACGUUUCACAGAUAUAGACCAAGCUGUUAAGAUCCUUAAAAGUAGAUGUAUCCCAAAAGUUCACUAAAAUAUUAUGCAAAAUCAAAGUGUAAUAACAAAUGAGAACAGACAAGGUGUCAUCUUAGAAGAUAAACUGCAGAAAUCGCUAGGAAUAUUACAUCGGGAAAAGAGAUCUGAGGUUCCAAAUGGCUACCAAACGACGUCUUUGAUAUUGUUAACGAGUGUAGAGAACUAUGGAUAUGAAUGCGACUGAGGAAGAGUUAAGAUAUAUUAAACAGAGACAACCCAUAGAAAACCAGUUCACUAGUGUUAUGAUAUUCAAAAAUCAAUAGGCACGUUGGAAUAGAUCCGAUAACCAAUAGAAAGAAUGACACAGAGUCAUGAUCAGGAAGGAGAACAAUCAAAAUAAAUGUACAGAUAAUGAUAAGUUAACAAUAGGUGACAACCAAUUAAAGUAACUUGUUAGCUAUUAGUAAACAUGUUUUAAUAGUACGUUUCUUUUUCCGUUUUUGUUGAUAUUGUUGACUCAAAGAUAAUUAAAGCCUUACAAUAAAACCAUUUGGCGUAGAGGACCAGGUAAAUCUAUGCAUCGGUCAAAGUUGCCAUACCUCAUUAGUACAGCAAGAUGAACACCGGGUUCAUAGAAGCAGUUAACUCUGGUGGUAAUAUAUGAAAGAAAGAUUGCAUAUAAGGAUAUAGUACAGGAAGAAAUAAUUAGCACGCAGAAAGAUAUGAAGCGAU